Molecule: messenger RNA, 459 nt
Organism: Hirsutella rhossiliensis
Lineage: Eukaryota; Fungi; Ascomycota; Sordariomycetes; Hypocreales; Ophiocordycipitaceae
Product: cupin domain-containing protein
Exons: 3
Coding region: 1-459 (152 amino acids)
Source: RefSeq, a predicted model, not a curated record
AUGGCGUCCCUUCUGCCGCUCAUCUCGGAGAUCCUGCCCAUGAUCAUGCCCGCCUCGGCUCAGGUCAUGAGGGCCGACCAGCUGCGGCCCGCUGCUGCCUCUACCCUUGACGGCCCCGUAGUUACCCGGAGUGCCGUGAUUGACAAGUGCGACAAGAUGUGCGCUUCUGUUUUGACCAUCCGUCCGCGUUCUUCGUCCCCGGUGCGUCACAACAGUGAGCAAGAUGCAAUCAUAUACGCCACCUCCGGCACUGGCAUCUUCAUGGUCAAGGAAGGCGUCGAGGCCGACAUUCAGCGGUACGAGCUCAGCCAGGGGGACUUUGCAUGGAUCCCCGCAUGGACGGAGCAUCGGGUGCAAAACGACACGGACACCGAUGCCGUCUGGAUCGUCUUCCAGAGCGGCCCGCACCCGGUUGGUGCUAUUCUUGCUGACUGGGGUGGCAAUGAGGUGUCGGCAUGA